Adelges cooleyi (spruce gall adelgid) is the source of this 1062-nucleotide messenger RNA. RefSeq names its product PHD finger-like domain-containing protein 5A. Gene Ontology annotation, cellular component: U12-type spliceosomal complex; U2 snRNP; catalytic step 2 spliceosome. NCBI's taxonomy places the organism in Eukaryota, Metazoa, Arthropoda, Insecta, Hemiptera, Adelgidae. The coding region runs from base 211 to 543 and encodes 110 amino acids. Gene Ontology annotation, biological process: mRNA splicing, via spliceosome. The transcript is spliced from 3 exons. The record is from RefSeq and is a predicted model, not a curated record.
CACAACAUUUUGAUAAGAGUAAAGAGACCGACCCGGACCCGGUGUUUUAUGACUUACUUUAAACCAUGCCGUAAGUUGAGCGAUAUAAUAUGUUUUUUAUGUUAUUACAUGAGCCAAAAAAAAAAACAAAACGUAAUAUACUAAAAAUUUAAUUAGAAAGAAUUUACAUAUUGUAAGCGUAAAAUUACAAAUUUUUGGUAAAGACACAAAAUGGCAAAACAUCAUCCAGACUUGAUAUUUUGCCGAAAACAACCAGGCGUCGCUAUUGGCCGUCUGUGUGAAAAAUGCGACGGAAAGUGUGUUAUUUGUGACUCGUACGUCCGACCGUGCACGCUAGUCCGGAUCUGCGACGAAUGCAAUUACGGUUCGUACCAGGGCCGUUGUGUUAUAUGUGGUGGCCCCGGAGUGUCUGACGCAUACUACUGUAAAGAAUGUACUGUCCAAGAAAAGGAUAGAGACGGAUGUCCAAAAAUAGUCAACUUGGGUAGUUCGAAAACCGAUCUGUUUUAUGAACGAAAAAAAUAUGGAUUCAAAAGACGGUAGCAGAUUUUAUGUUGUUUUUUAUGUCAUAUUAUGUUGAUGUUUAAAAGUAUUUUUUUUUUUUUUCAUGACGAAUUAUUACAAAAAAUAUUUAUUUUAAAUACAUUUAAAGAUAUUACACACAUUGACAAAAAUAAGGCUAAUAUUUAGUUAUAAACUUGAUUUUGCCAAUGACGACUGCACUUAAUGUACCAAUGUAUUUAUUUUAAACAAUUUUCAUAAAACUAAGCUAAAAGUACUUGGAUGCCAUAAUAAGAUGAGUAAUGUAAAACUUUUUAAUUUUGUAUUUACAACAUUACUUUUAUAUGUUUUAAACUGUUUUUGCAAUUUUAUUUUUCGCUUAAACUUAUUUUUCUGUACUGGCUUUUUUUUUCUGUGUGAUUAGAAAACUAGAUUUUCAUUGCAAGUCAAAAUUUUCUAAAUAAAUAUUAAGUCUUCACUUUACAGUUGUCAUAAUAACAGAUUUUGACUUUUACCAAAUGAAUUCAGUAACAUCUUCUAAGAACUAUUGUUUAACUAUCG